This is a messenger RNA of Cuscuta campestris, 4051 nucleotides long. The record is from the annotation of a GenBank genome assembly. Lineage: Eukaryota; Viridiplantae; Streptophyta; Magnoliopsida; Solanales; Convolvulaceae.
CAUCCAUCUCCUCUCCAUCUCUCUCUCUGUCGGCAGCAACAAGAAAAAGAAAAGAAAACUCCAACUCCAUGGUAGUAUGUUAAGGAAGAAGAAGAAGGAGCAAGAAAACCAUUCAAGUGUUCAAAAUCCUGAAACCAAAACACAUCAGUCCACUUCUAGGUAAAAUCUGAAAUUUUCCAUUCAUAUUCUCGAAAUACUUUCUGAAGCAAAGUUGUAGCCCCGGACGAUACGAAUCCAGCCCAACAAACGGCUCGCGAUUUCGUUAAGUAACGAAGAAGAUAUGGCCAAAAUACCGGGACUGCGCCAAGGGUGGCGAGCUCCUCGGGUUGGACCAUUUUCUUCACCAAAUUCAUAUUGUCUCAUUCCAAGAACUCACCAUAAACUCUCUAACAAGUAGAACAUCCUGAAGGUAUUGUAGAGAAGGUUCGGUGUUGGAAUAUUGAAGUUAAUGGGUUAAUCGUCGGAACCGUUGUUCACCGGAGUAUUCAAAAUUCUGGACAGCAACUCUCUCCUAACUUCAGGUCCAAUUUACGCUAUUUUAAAUUCAUUAUCUCAAAAUAUUUUCUAUACGAAAGUUAUAGCCUUACAUCUUAGGAAUCCACAGAAUCAAACGGUUUGCAAUUUCGUGAAGAAACGAUGGAGAUAUGCCCAAAAUACCGCAGGCUGUCCAGUUGUGACGGAAAUGACAAAGUUGGCAAAUUUCGAUGUUGUUUCCACUCCCGCUCAUCCGUAAGGUUUCGGCCGAUGAUUUCCAGGUCUGUACCUUUGUGUUAGACUUGUCGAAUCAUUCAUCACAUACGUACAUGAACAUAUAUGUUAAUCCAUUUGUUGAAAUCAUUCUAAAAUAUAUAUGUGAUGCAUAUACAAGUCAUCUAUGUGUUAAGACUAAAAUAUACCAAAUUCAUAAAGUUAAUAUAUAUACAUAAGUAUAUUUAACCAUUUGAAAUCAACCCAACAAUAUGUAUAUGUUAAUCAAAGGUUUUUAAAAUGCUUAAAGAAAUAUUUUGGACACUCAAAAUAUCAAGAGGUAGAUUCGCAGAACCAAACGGUCGAUGCAAACGGUCGACCGUCGUAUUAAAUUUUGAAACGGACCACGACUGUCAGCCAAACGGUCGACCGCCGGUGGCUGACGGUCGAUCGUCGCAUGCCCAGCCGAAGUCCGCCAUUUGCAUCCUGUCAACAACGGUCGACCGCCGGUCAACCGCAGUCGACCGUCACGGUAAUCCGGCAUCUCGAUGCAAAGAAAAUCAAGGUCGACCGCCGUGCUAAACGGUCGACCGUUCCGAGCCCCGUAGCUUAAUUAAAUGAUAUUUUUAUCAGAUUUCAUUCAAAUAAAAUAAAGUAUAUUUAUCCAAUCAUGUUGUUUACAAAUUGUUCAUAUCAUGUGAUUCAUUUCAUCAUCCAUAUUGAAACAUAUCACAUCAUGUACAUGCGCAAGAGAUCAGGCGGAAGUGCGUCUCUUGUAGCGUGAUGUGCGGGACUUUAUAGUCCGACAUCACCCGUUCCGGGCUUAGUGUACGUAGAUGGUAUUCAGAUUUCGAGUACCACCCCUACUUUCUAGUCUCCCUUGAGAGACUAAGGCCCCGUGAGUUCGUCGUAUCAAAUGGGCGAAUCUCAUAGCGCAAGGGUGUCCUUGCUCGUUAGAAUCAUGCAUCAUGUUAUCAUCAUCAAGUACAUCGAUUACAUAGGUGUCAUGUAAUCAUCAUCAAGAACAAGUAUAUUGAUUACAUAAAUAUCAUGUUAUCAUCCUCACAAGCAAAUUGAACAACUGUGCUAUCAUCGGUUUCGCUGAGCGUGUACUUUGUAUUUUUUCGUUGACUACACGUAGGUAACAAGAAGACAUUGAUGGAACCUUUCCCGGAGGGCAUUGAGUCAGAGGAGAUGCAAGGAUGGCAGGCAAUGUUUAGUCAACAGAUUUCAAAAUGUGUCAUGAUUAAAUUAUUAUUGUACUUCCGCAUUACUUUGAAAAUAAUUUUAAUGGGUCGCGUUCCAGAGUCUGUAAAUUUAAAUUUACAAGUAAUUGUCAUUUUCAAAUGUCAAGCGAAAUUUUUAUUUUACUCUCGUUUCACCUUAAUUCGCGUAAUUCCGGGUUAUACGGAUUGGGUGUUACACCUUCAGUAACUCGUGUAAUUUAUGAUGCUCUAAAAACUCUUUUAUGAGUGAAGAAGAUAAGUACUUGGACCAUGUGUUAUGAUGACUAGAUUUGACGGAGAGUAAAAAGAGUUCAAUAAGUUUAAGGCAUCCGAGGGUUAAUCUUAGAUCAGAUAAAAUCAGAUCGAGAAGAAGAAGAUGAUGAUGAUGAUGAUGCGAUGGAUUGGGAGUCACGGUCUGCCAUUGCGCCGUCUCUGUUCAUUUCCGAUUCAAUAUUCCAAACCAUGCACCGGAGCUACUGUCUUUUGCUCUCUCGCCGAGUCGUGGACGUCGCCUUCACCACCUCAAUUAGGGUGUGCGGAAAUGUUGGUCAAGAAUCAUUUAGAAGAGAAUAUCAUAGAUAAGGUAAACCGAUUUGUACAAGGUCAACCAAUUGAGGUUGGCAACAUCGUGGCUGAUUUAAACCAACUAAAAGCUUUAAGGCAGAGUAUGCACCAGCAAAUCCCCUCUUUACCUGACCCGGGGAUUUCUAGGGAACCAUCUCUUCUGACAGGAUUGAACAAGGGAGGACUGGUAGCACCCACUUGCAGAAUAGAAAAAGCCGAUACCAGGGAACAAGUCGCAGUAUACAUUCGUCUGCAUACUCCACUAGUUCCCAAUAUGACACGGAAUGACAUGCGAUGUAGCUGGUUUGCUAUUCCAGCACAACAAGGGGUGAAUGCUGAUGAUGCAAAUGACUUUCUCUCACCAAUCUUUCAGGAGCCUUUGUUAAAAGGUUGUUUCGAGUAUAUACCUGUUGUGGUAGGUUCUCGUCUUUUCAUCAUAGGCGGUAUGGAACUUUCACCGUCAGAGAAAUGUGCACCCACAACUAAAAAUCCGUGUGGUAUGAUGUUUAGGCGUGUGCAUUAUUUAGAUACCCAAAGUGGGGAGAAAAAAUGGGAAGAUGCCCCCACACUUGAGAAAGCACCUCUCGCUUGUUACGUUUUUGCCUUGGAUGGCAAGAUUUAUGUCUUGGGAGAUUAUUGUGGGAACUCAUUUUCUUUGAAAUAUCUUGAUUGCCAUAAUUUGAAUGAAGGAUGGAAGUCUCUGCUAUGCAGUAGUGAUGAGUCACAACAUAGAUUCUUUAGAGUGGUUGCACACACAAUUGAAUAUGAAGUUGUUAAUGAUCCCAGUGUUGGUCAACCAAAGUCUCGUGCUCGGCGUGCCAUCAUGGUUGCAAAUGUCGGCUUAAUCUCCUAUGACUUUGUGACGAAUGAGAUUGAUUUUUGGGAGGGUUCCAUUUGUCAUUGUCCUUAUUUCUCCACCCAUGGUGUUUGUCACAAUGGGGCAUUGUACCUCUUGGCUGGGGAUUAUUAUGAUACUGGUGUCCAGAUGAUGGUUUACGACCUUGAAACGCGCGAAUGGAGCCCCACUCCGGUUAUUGGUUUUGAGAAGCAUAAGAACGCACUUCCUAAAAUCGAUAGUUAUGAGUACUCCGUGGGUGAUAUUUGUCCAGUGUUGCUUCGCUUGGGCAAAGAACGUUUUGGCCUCGUAUGGUUUGACUCCGACCUCAGUAUUUGCUGCACCAAAUUCAACAUUAAAGUGACCCAAGGCCAACAUCGUGCAGAAGAAGUUUCAACCCACGCGUACCAGAUCGGGGACUAUACGAAUAGCUGCUUUAUGGCUGUCACAAUUUGAAGGAAGAUGUUGCUUGCAAAUGAACCCGGGUACUCGAUGAUUUAAUGGCUUGUAACUUUGUAAUGGAUCAUCCACAUGUGUUAAGAGUUUAUUAUUAUGCCGUGUGUACUAAGCCCGAGGCAAAAUCUGGCAGUAGCUUCCUCUAGGUUAACUUGUUCAAAACCUGAUCUACUUAACUACAUGUUAGAAUGCUUUUGUUCAUUAUAUAACCAAGUAUUUAAUACUAAGUCAUUAUUCAUCGAUGAAGGUAGGGAUUCUUUAAACGUGACAUAGAGCUCAUCAA